Trichomycterus rosablanca is the source of this 2193-nucleotide messenger RNA. It is a transcript of the gene impdh2, whose product is annotated as IMP (inosine 5'-monophosphate) dehydrogenase 2. Gene Ontology annotation, biological process: GTP biosynthetic process. Gene Ontology annotation, cellular component: cytoplasm. Lineage: Eukaryota; Metazoa; Chordata; Actinopteri; Siluriformes; Trichomycteridae. The transcript is spliced from 15 exons. Bases 222 to 1838 code for a protein of 538 amino acids. Gene Ontology annotation, molecular function: IMP dehydrogenase activity. The record is from RefSeq and is a predicted model, not a curated record.
GACAGACACGUGUUGUUGUAGUUGCCGAUACGGAGCCGGGCCGGAAUACAAACCGGGGCACGGGGGAGCUUUAAGUUAUCUAACCGGGUGGUUCGGACGAAAACAACAACAACGACUAAGCAAGACCCGUGUGUGGGACUGCAGCAACACUGAUAACCUAUACUGUCUCACACUCACAUUUCCCGCUAAAGCUACCAGAGUUUACCUGCUACUCCAGCGACAUGGCCGAUUACCUUAUCAGCGGACAGACCGGCUAUGUUCCUGAAGAUGGACUGACCGGUCAGCAGCUGUUCGGCUGUGGAGACGGCCUCACUUACAAUGACUUCCUGAUUCUCCCAGGCUAUAUUGACUUCACAUCAGACCAAGUGGACCUGACCUCAGCCCUGACCAAACAGAUCACCUUGAAGACUCCGCUUGUCUCCUCACCCAUGGACACAGUCACAGAGUCAGGAAUGGCAAUCGCCAUGGCUCUGACUGGUGGGAUCGGCUUCAUUCACCAUAACUGCACACCAGAAUUCCAGGCAAACGAAGUGAGGAAGGUCAAGAGGUACGAACAGGGGUUUAUUACAGAUCCUGUAGUAAUGAGCCCCAACGAGCACGUACGAGACGUGUUCCAGGCCAAAGCGCGUCACGGCUUCUGCGGCAUUCCCAUCACAGACAACGGUCAGAUGGGAGGCCGUCUCGUGGGCAUCAUCUCAUCUCGAGACAUCGACUUCUUGAAAGAAGAGGAGCACGACCUGCUACUCAGUGAGGUGAUGACUAAAAGGGAGGAUCUUGUUGUAGCUCCUGCUGGUGUGACGCUAAAGGAGGCUAAUGAAAUCCUUCAGAGAAGUAAAAAAGGUAAGCUGCCCAUUGUGAAUGAAGAGGGCUGCCUGGUGUCCAUAAUUGCUCGCACAGAUCUAAAAAAGAACCGAGAUUUUCCUCUGGCCUCCAAAGACUCUCGCAAACAGCUGCUGUGUGGCGCUGCAAUAGGAACGCACAACGACGACAAAUACAGACUGGACCUGCUCGUGCAGGCUGGAGUGGACGUGGUUGUACUGGACUCCUCCCAGGGAAACUCAAUCUUCCAGAUCAACAUGAUCAAGUACAUAAAAGAGAAACACCCCAACCUACAGGUCAUAGGAGGCAACGUGGUGACAGCAGCACAGGCGAAGAAUCUGAUCGAUGCUGGUGUUGAUGCUCUGAGAGUAGGCAUGGGCAGUGGCUCCAUCUGUAUCACUCAAGAAGCUCCUCUUAGUAUUCCUCCUGAUAUAAAGCUCCACAGCCCCAAAGCCCCAUCCACUGUAAAGGGAUACUGCAUGCUGGCAUGUGGUCGGCCGCAGGCUACAGCUGUGUACAAGGUGUCCGAGUACGCACGACGUUUUGGAGUGCCGGUCAUCGCAGACGGAGGCAUUCAGACUGUGGGCCACGUUGCUAAAGCCCUGGCACUGGGGGCAUCCACAGUGAUGAUGGGCUCAUUGCUGGCAGCCACCAGUGAGGCUCCGGGUGAAUAUUUCUUCUCAGACGGCAUCAGACUGAAGAAAUACAGAGGAAUGGGCUCACUUGAUGCCAUGGACAAGAAUUUGGGUUCUCAGACCAGAUACUUUAGUGAGUGUGAUAAGAUCAAGGUAGCUCAGGGUGUAUCCGGAGCAGUACAGGACAAAGGAACCAUCCAUAAGUUUGUUCCUUACCUUCAUGCUGGAAUCCAGCACUCCUGCCAGGAUAUAGGAGCCAAAAGCCUCACACAACUCAGGGCGAUGAUGUACUCUGGGGAUUUGAAAUUUGAGAAAAGGACCAUAUCUGCUCAAGUGGAGGGAGGAGUGCAUGGUCUACACAGCUAUGAGAAGCGGCUCUUCUAAAGACGACUACUAAUGCCUACAAGCUGUACACAGUAGAACUAACACUGUCUCAAUCAUAUACACAAUCAGACUAAUGCCCGUAUGCAAACCCACCACCGAAUCGAACACAAACACGGACGCACAAGCUUGUUUACGCAGAAGCAGACACGUCGAUGCAGCAUGCCCGAUUCGAAACCUCUGCUUCCCCUUUCUCGUCUUCCAGGCCUCCUAGCAUAAGGAAAGCAACUGUGCAUGUGUCUGUAUGUUAUAUUAUGAAAGAUGGUGAAUGUUUGUCCGAAACUUAAACUGCUGGAAAUGUAUUGUGAUUACUUACAUUUAAAAGUGUUCAUUUUUAAAUACAUUUUUCUCAACUAAA